Molecule: messenger RNA, 951 nt
Organism: Oldenlandia corymbosa var. corymbosa
Lineage: Eukaryota; Viridiplantae; Streptophyta; Magnoliopsida; Gentianales; Rubiaceae
Source: the annotation of a GenBank genome assembly
AUGAAGGGUUGCAAUCCUUGUACGAUGUCAAUCACCUCCAGAAAUCUUUUUACAGGUCCAAAUUCGCAGUUUAAUAGCGGCUGCUGCACAUCAAGAAAAACCCAUCUCAGGAAUCCUAAGAUUCCCGUUCUAUUCGCCCAAAAACCUUUGGUAAACCCCGGAAAUUAUCAUACCCGAAAGUCCCAUUACACCAGUUUUGCAGAAGCCAAAUCCCGUUUUGAUUGUAGUGAUUGGUCUAUAAAAGCGAAACACUUUGACCUUGAUGGGAUAACCUUCCUUGGGGGGAAUCAGGAUUAUAGUAGCAAUAAAGAUUUCAAUUUUGAUGCAUUUCUGUCGUUUAUUGAAUUCGUUUGCUUAGCUUCGUCAGUAGUUAUUUCGAUCAUUUUUGCUGUGAAUACUGGGUUUUCUGGGCGUCAAAAGCUGAUCUUACCGUGGGUUGGUGAGAAAGGCUUAGUAUGGCAGUGUGUUUUUCUGGUGGGCGGGGUUAUAGUUGGGGCCCUUAUUAGGAGGAGGCAAUGGAAGAGGAUUUGCGAGGCGGAUUUUGUUUCAAGGCCAGUUAAUUUUUUGGAGCGGAUUGAGAAGGUAGAGGAGGAUUUGAAAAGCUCGGGUACCAUGGUUCGGCUUUUGUCUAGACAGGUUGAGAAGCUUGGGAUUCGGUUUCGACUCACUAGGAAGUCUCUAAAAGAACCCAUUGCUGAGACUGCUGCAUUGGCACAAAAAAACUCUGAGGCUACUCGAGCAUUAGCCAUGCAAGAGGAUAAUCUGGAGAAGGAACUUGGCGAAAUGCAAAAGGUUCUGCUGGCAAUGCAGGAGCAACAACAAAAACAACUUGAACUUAUCCUUGCCAUUGCGAAAAGUGGAAACUUAUGGGAUGAUAAAAGGGUAGAGAAUCGAGGCAAUAAUGCUGCUGUUGCGUCAAAUUCACCUGUGGAUGGAGUUCCACAGUUGUAG